Morone saxatilis (striped sea-bass) is the source of this 2758-nucleotide messenger RNA. RefSeq names its product sushi domain-containing protein 6-like. NCBI's taxonomy places the organism in Eukaryota, Metazoa, Chordata, Actinopteri, Moronidae. Bases 43 to 1479 code for a protein of 478 amino acids. The record is from RefSeq and is a predicted model, not a curated record. The transcript is spliced from 9 exons.
AUUUUCUGAUCAUAACAGGUUGAGUUGACUCUGCAGGAGAAGAUGUGCAAUGGAAUGAUAGAGUCACUAUCCAAUGCCUGUUGGGCCCAUACCUCAGCCACUAAACGGGCCGUGUUGUUGCUGCUGGUACUGACUGUCGUGUCCACUGGGCAAGGCUCAGGAUGCGUGAGGCCAUAUAUGGUCCAGAACAGCUGGGUAAACCUCACAGAAACCAACAGGGGCUCGUUCCCUGUGGGCACAGUACUGCAGUACAGCUGUGACCCUGGUUACCUGCCAGACGGACCCAGCAUCCUCACCUGCUCCACACUGGGACGUUGGUCCUCUGAACCCCCUCGCUGCAUACGCAGUGGUGCAUGUCUACCCCUCUCCAAACCUGAGAAUGGGGGCUACACCUGCCAUCCAUCCCCCUGUCGAAUGUUUUCUCAUGGCACUGUGAUUGAGUUCUUCUGUGAUGAGGGCUUCGUUGUCAGUGGAGACUACAACUACCUGACCUGCCAGGAUGGACAGUGGGAUGGCCCCAUGCAGAUCAGUUGCGUGAGCCAAGGUUGUAUAAGACCCUCUUCUGUGCAGCAUGGCUCAACUAAUCUGACAGACACCAACAGGAGUUUAUUCCCUGUGGGCACAGUACUGCAGUACAGCUGUGACCCUGGUUACCUGCCUGCUGGACCCAGCAUCCUCACCUGCUCCGCACUGGGACACUGGUCCUCUGAACCCCCUCGCUGCAUACGCAGUGAUGUAUGCCAAUCUCCAUAUCAGCCAGAGAACGGUGGCUACACCUGCCACCCUUCCGCAUGCGGACGGCUUUCUCACGGCACUGUGAUUGAAUAUUUCUGUGAUGAAGGCUAUAUUCUGAAGGGAGAUUAUAAAUACCUUACCUGCCAGUAUGGGGAGUGGGACAGCCAAGUGAAGCUCAGCUGCCUCAUGGAGCAAGACCACAAUCCAACUCUACCGUUGGGGAUGCCUGCCUUGUCCAUAGUGGCCUCCACAGCCAGCUCAGUGGCCCUGAUCCUGCUCCUGGUGGUGCUGUUUGUACUUCUGCAGCCAAAACUCAAGUCCCUCCAUCGACGCGAUCAGGGUGUGUCCGGCCAGCCCGUGUCAAUCAUGGUGGAAGGAGUCCAGGUGACUCUGCCUUCAUACGAGGAAGCUGUGAACAGUAAUGGAGCCUCAGCCUCAGCCGAGUCUCGAGUCCAGAUCGUGCUGUCUGAGGGUCAGCACGCCACAACGCCAGAGGCUGGCCCCUCUAGGCCUUCUUCCGUCAAGCAGCAGCAGUCAGAGAUGGCUGUGGUCCACCCUGUACCACCGUCCUCAUCCUCCUCGUCACCCUCACCCUCAUCCUCUGCCUGGGUUCUGGAGCAUGCAGGUGCUGCAGCUCCUUCAUCCUCACAAAGACGGCCGUCUGCGGGCAGCGACCAUCACAGCCUGUCUCUGGACUCUGAGAUGGACUACUCUGAUGAUAUGCCACUGCUGAAGGAGGCCUGAAAAAUGCUGCAGCCUUUGGACUUACCCGAGACAACCAGCAUUGCUGCUGACCUGUACUGGUGAGCGGGGAUGCCUCCUUGAGAGUUUGUCAACACAGCUGUCCACACAGACAAGCCCAACUAAAGAGGCUCUGAGUGUCAGUGGGUCACUCCGAAUAGUUCCUCUGACCAUCCCAAAGGAGAACAGAGAAGGGAUGCACAUGUACAUACAUGCUUACAUUUUUUUACUACACUAUGUAUGUACGUCUAAUGUCCGAAGCUCAGUUUGAAAAUGUAGAAGAAAAACAGACAGGAACAGGCACCUCCUGAAGGAGUGUGUCUUAAAGGCUGUUGAAAAAAAAUGACUGAUGUAUUUCAGUUGAAUGGGCAAAGCUGCAAAUUCACUUUGGGAGCUAAUAAUCUCAUCAGUGACUUGUUUAGUUUCUUUUCUUUAACCACAUAUCACCCCAUUUCAGACAUAUUGGCAAAGAUGCAUGAAGGCCAGGUAAUCUAGAGAAGAAGCCAUGCACACUUCCAACAUUGUCUUCAAAUAGUUUUGUGAUUCAAAAUCAUUAUUUAAGGUGUUUAUUAAUCAUGACUCAUGUCAUUCCACGUGUCACUGUACAGUUUCAGGCUGCUUGCCUACCCAAGGGUUCACACUGCUGCGUUUUUCAUUGGAUUGAGGGCAAACAUUUUGCAAAGAGUUCAUGUAUUCUCUUCAUUAUCAUAGCCCUCAAUGGCCUUAGCUUUCCACUUCUAUGCACAGGUAUCUAUAAUAUGUAAAAUAAGGAAUUUUAAAAAGGAAUGUCAGUUAAAUGCCUCCACUGCUUAGUGAUAUUAUGUGUGGCUUUGUCAGACACAUCACUUGUACACCAGAAAAUAUUAUUCUCUUAAUUUAUGCAGGCUGCUCGGGUUCCUGUUUUAGGUCUUAACAGGAAACUAAAGUGUGUAUUUAAUUUAUUUUUGUCUAGAACGCUGUUGAUCAGCCAUGGCUUCUUUUGAUGCUUUCACAGCUCUUGGAAACAAAAACUAGGUCUUUUCACUUUGCCGCUUCAGUUUUAAUUCGACUGCAGGCACGUUAUAUGUGGUUGGGAAGAUCCAACACAAAAAUGGAAGUAAGUGUACAGAUUAGUGUAAUGUCAGUGUUCACUUUGUUUGACUGUCCAUUGAAUUUUCUGUUGGACUGAGGAAUUGAUAUUUUUUUUUGUGAAGAUGGUAUUUUAAUAUAUGUAAAAAGUUUUAAGUUAACUCUGUAUAUACCAUACGACCAUUUUGAUUAAAUAUUAUUUGAGGUGUUCAAA